Messenger RNA from Medicago truncatula (barrel medic), 891 nucleotides. RefSeq lists its product as uncharacterized. The coding region runs from base 97 to 831 and encodes 244 amino acids. Lineage: Eukaryota; Viridiplantae; Streptophyta; Magnoliopsida; Fabales; Fabaceae. The record is from RefSeq and is a predicted model, not a curated record. The transcript is spliced from 3 exons.
UGAAUGGAGCCAUCCUUCUUUGGUUUUUUCCCCUCAAUCAUGCGCUCUUCUUCUUGAUAUAUGAGUUAAGAUGCUUGUGAAUGCUUUUGAGAUAUUAUGAUGCGGUCAAACGGUCCAGCUUCCAAAUCUUGUGGAAAGAAGUCAUCACAUCAAAGACUCCAAAAUCAAAAACACAUAGAUCACAUGCUUUUGAAAUCCACUUCUACAAAACCACAAAAGAGGAAAUUAGACCAAUACAUAAAUGAUGGUGAAUUUACUACUAGUUAUGAAUUCACGUGUAAAGAUAAAUAUGGUAGUGAAAAUGUCAAAGGUCAAAGAAGAAACCCAUCUCCUCUCACAUGCUCAACACUAUGGGAUGGAAAAGGGAUUAUUUUACAAGGAACACAAGAAUAUGGUUUCCUUGCUCAAAAUGAGUUAGGAAAAAAAAUUGGUAUCUAUACGGAAGACUACUCUCACCUAAGUGACUCAAAUGAUUCUAUUAAAGGAUCAGGUUAUCUUACGAACCAUGGGAGCUUGAAUAUCCAUGCAAGAGAUUUAAUGGUGGGCAAUAGUCAUUCUUGUAGUGCAAAGACAUCAAUAGAGGAGAAACCAAAAGAGGAAGACAUGGAUCUCAUUCACUCACUCAAGAACUUUUUACCUUCUAGGGGCAACCAUCUUCCAAGACCGUUUAUUCCCAUUGGACCUAGGUUUCAAGCUGAAGUUCCCAAGUGGGAGGGCACAACAAACAUAAAACAAUAUAACAAUGAUGAUUGUGUGAAGUGGUUGGGCACCCAAAUUUGGCCAAUGCCAUCUUUAUCUAAAACCAAUGCAAAAGAGUAUUGGAAAAGAUAGGCUUGGCUCAUGCUUAUGUGACAAUCCUGGAUCAGAUGAUUGUUGGUGUAAGUCUUAGAG